This is a messenger RNA of Amoebophrya sp. A120, 186 nucleotides long. Lineage: Eukaryota; Dinophyceae; Syndiniales; Amoebophryaceae. The record is from the annotation of a GenBank genome assembly.
CUACUUAACCCUGCUUCAGAUGAUGAAAAAAUGCGCGAUCCCCAUCUCUCAUCGUCCCCGUCACACCACUACGACCGCUCCCCCUAUGCUUGCUGGGUUCACUGAAAUAUUAGUUCAAGUAGACCGUGCUUGGUCACCAUAAUAUUAAUCUUCAUAAGCAGGAGCAAUCAUACAUGAACAAAUCUC